Molecule: messenger RNA, 3326 nt
Organism: Mesocricetus auratus (golden hamster)
Lineage: Eukaryota; Metazoa; Chordata; Mammalia; Rodentia; Cricetidae
Gene: Rhou
Product: ras homolog family member U
Exons: 3
Coding region: 95-880 (261 amino acids)
Biological process (GO): small GTPase-mediated signal transduction
Molecular function (GO): GTP binding; GTPase activity
Source: RefSeq, a predicted model, not a curated record
AUCGCGGCCGCGCGGGCACAGUCGCCCAGCAGAGUGCGGACCUCGCGCCGCCUUUGUCCGCCGGUGGCAGCUGGUCUCGCGGCCGCCGCCCGAGAUGGCUCCGCAGCAAGGCCGGCCCUCGUUGCCCGCCCGUUGCGAGCCGCCGGCGGCACCGCCCGUACCGCCUCGCCGGGAGCGCGGGGGGCGCGGGUCGCGCGGGCCCGGGGUGCCCGGGGGCUGGGGACGCACGGGCGGCGCCGAGGGGCGCGGCGUCAAGUGCGUGCUGGUCGGCGACGGCGCGGUGGGCAAGACCAGCCUGGUGGUCAGCUAUACCACCAACGGCUACCCCACCGAGUACAUCCCCACGGCCUUCGAUAACUUCUCGGCUGUGGUGUCGGUGGAUGGGCGGCCUGUGAGACUCCAGCUCUGUGACACUGCAGGACAGGACGAGUUUGACAAGCUGAGGCCCCUGUGCUACACCAACGCGGACAUCUUCCUGCUGUGCUUCAGUGUGGUGAGCCCCACAUCCUUCCAGAAUGUCAGUGAGAAGUGGGUACCGGAGAUUCGGUGUCAUUGCCCGAAGGCCCCCAUCAUCCUGGUUGGGACACAGUCGGACCUUAGAGAAGAUGUCAAAGUGCUCAUCGAACUGGACAAAUGCAAAGAGAAGCCAGUCCCUGAGGAGGCGGCAAAGCUGUGUGCUGAGGAGAUCAAAGCUGUCUCCUAUAUUGAAUGCUCAGCCUUGACUCAGAAAAACCUCAAAGAGGUGUUUGACGCUGCCAUUGUUGCUGGCAUCCAGCACUCAGACUCCCAGCAACAGCCAAAGAAGUCUAAAAGCAGGACCCCAGACAAGGUGCGGGACCUGUCCAAAUCCUGGUGGAGAAAGUAUUGCUGCUUGGCCUGACCUUUGCAGACAGUUGGUGUGUAAGCUGCAACAACUCUUUAUGACUUGUGGGUGUGGUCAUAGGACAAGCCCUCAAAGCAACCCCUUUCUGUCCUUAAUUUCCUGUCUGUGAAGUUAGGGUUAAGAUCCAUAUGCAAAAUAUGUUAGAGAAAUUUGGAAGUUAAGAUUUUUUCAUAACUAUGGAAACAGAGCCUUAGAACUCUGGAUUAAUUUAUAUUUCAUAUGAAAAGGGCUCUUCAAAGCUAGGUACCAGCAUGAAGUUCUGCUGCAUCACACAGGACAAAGGAGACCGUGACCCUCUCCUGAUUAAGGGCUACUGAGUGCUCACUGAAUGACACAUGUACACCAGCAGACUUGGUGAGAGUAAAUCCCAGCUUUGAAACCACACAAACCAUACCUGCUUUUGUAAGAGCACAACUCUGAAAAAAGAGAGAUGCUUCUGUCUAAAGACCUCAUACCCAUCCCUUUUGUCAUUUACUCAGACUCACUUGCUUAAGAUUUUAAAACAACCAAAACAUCCCACUGGCUCCUGGCAUUGUGCUAACUGAAGAGUACACUUGCUUGUUAUGUUGGUUUUUUUUAAAAAUCACAUGACAAGUUCAGUUGCUAUGAAAAUGGUGGAAAUGCCUCUUGGAAGGCAAGUGCUAGGUGCAGAGCUGACUUUUUUUUCAGGGAGCAACUCAUGUUGAGAUGAGAGAGUGCUCUUUGCUUUCAGGGUUGGCUUGUGCGCUGAGCCAUCUGUGUCCUGGUGAUGAAAGCAAGAGGAAGCUCUUGUCUAGGGGCUUUAGGCUGCCACGCUCACGUUGUCCUGUUUGCAAGAAGUGGGCACCUUCCUUGAGAGAAGCCAUAGUUGAUGAUUGUGGGACACACACACACCUUAAGUCUGUUGAAAUAUCCAUCUGUGUACACAUACACAGAUGACUGGUUUGCUGGUGGAACUUUGAGACACACCGAAGCAUGGUUGCAGAUGUUAGGGUGGCAUGACAUCAUUUUAUAGAAUCUUAUCUUCAUUUACACAUUUUUGAGAACAUCUUAAAAAGUGGAAUGAACACACUUUUGCUGUGCCUUCAGGGUCCUGUGAUGAGGGAGGCACUGUAUCACGGGGUAAGCAUGUCUGCCUUCUUGGUGGGGGUCAGUCAGAAGCUCAUGCUCACGAGGGUCUUGUGGCUGACCGUUGUGACAGCCCUGUGUUAGGAAAGCUCUUUCACAGUGUUGUAGGUACUUCCAAAAUGGCACAGAAGCUGUGACAAUGAAUCACCGCUUCUGGUUUACUGUGAGCAAGGUGGCCACCUGGUAACAAAAUUUUCUGUCUGUGAAUGUCUUUUUAUAUUAAAAAAACAAUCUUAUGUUUUUCUACAGAAAAAUAAAAUAAAAAUAUCAGGUCAUAUUUCUGGUCAAAGACUUCUUCCUGCUGGCAAAUAGGACCUAAACCUCUCUUUAUUAAAAUUAAAAGGCUAAUUGCUGAACCACUAGAAUAUACAAACUGUUUGUGACUGAGCCUUCAGCACAAUGCCAGUGACAUCAGCCUUGCUUUCCUGAGGUGUUUCAUUGUGACCUGAGUGGUAACAUUGCUUGACUUAUGGAAAUGCUUGUAACUGGCCUAGUGACUGAGCUUACUACCCUACUGUGCAUGGCUGUCUGGAAAGCCCACCUCCAAGUGGGGGCUCCAGAGGGUGGAUGGGGACAAGUGAGUUAUUUAAUUGUAAAUGUUAUAAUAAAAGCAAAUGUAAUGGAGACCAAGGAAAUAAGCAUUUAGAACAAAAACUUGAGGUUUUAUGCUAGAACUGUUGGGCCUCAUGCCCUGCUUCUCUGGGCCACUGGGAAGUGGCAUGAAGGAUGCUGUGUGACUGAAUUCUAGGACACUUGCUUUUAGGAUGAAUACCCUGGACUGUUCACAACACAAAUGUAGUGGGUUGCCACUGACCUGCAAGUUUUCAAUAUGUUACUACAUUCGAUGGAGUCAUAAGGUCUGACUGUACUUGAGGUUUUCCUGUAUUUUUUACUUUUUGAAAAUAGAGAUUUGGGCUGAGAAACUUUAAAAGUAUGUGCCUGGGUGAAAUUUAAAGUUGGUUCUCUUUGAAGCUGAAAAGUGGCAAAUGCACAGCUUAGUGUCUUGGGAGGAUUCUGUGAGCUGUGAGUGUAGCCAUGCCUCUUCAGCUUGACUCUCAGUGUAAGCCAACUCCCCUGAAAAACACAUUGUCGCAGGCUCCAAAACCGUCGUCUCAUCAUGUGUGCAAGCAAACUUUUGAUAACUUUAUUUUCUGCUCAACAGACAUGUGAGCAGCUACCCAGAAGUCUCAAGCCAAAAGGGGAGCCUCACUGCUCUGCAGGUGCCUUACCAACUUGUGCUUUUCUGUUUUCAUGUGUUGAAGAUGUUGAACAGAAUCUUGUACUUGAAAAUGCUAUAAAUGAGUUGCUAUGAAAUAAACUCUGACCUGUGGACAUA